AUGGCAUUUUCAAAUAUCCCCGUGGCCAUCCUGUGCCUCAGCAUCCUCCUCGCUGGCGAUGCGCUGGGCGCACCCGUUUCCAAGCCCGGAGACCAAGGACAACUUCAGAGGAUCGCCGAGUGCCGGGAGCUUUGCUACCACGAGUCCCUGCCGGUGGCCACACCCACGCUCCUCUGCCGAUCCCGACCGGAGUGCUACAUGUGCCAUGACUACUGCCACGUCCUCGUGGUCGUCCAAAGGAGUCUGGCUACCCUAAUGUGCGCAGACCAGGAGUUCUGCACUAGCGGAUGUCGGGUGGCUUGCUCAUACCACCGGAUACAUAGGAAAUUCCAGCAGGGUGCGGGUGCCAACGCGUUGCUCAAGCAAUGA
This is a messenger RNA of Drosophila ficusphila, 369 nucleotides long. RefSeq lists its product as uncharacterized. The transcript has a single exon. NCBI's taxonomy places the organism in Eukaryota, Metazoa, Arthropoda, Insecta, Diptera, Drosophilidae. The record is from RefSeq and is a predicted model, not a curated record. The coding region runs from base 1 to 369 and encodes 122 amino acids.